AUGGAAGAUAUAUUUCAGUGGUGCAGGGAAGGAAAUGCCUUACAAGUACGAGUUUGGUUGGAUGAUACUGAACAUGAUAUGAAUCAGGGUGAUGACCAUGGCUUCAGCCCUUUACACUGGGCCUGUAAAGAAGGUCACAUUAAGAUUGUUGAGAUGCUUAUUAGAAGAGGUGCUCGGAUUAAUGUUACAAACAUGGGGGAUGAUACACCAUUACAUCUAGCUGCUGCACAUGGACAUAGACCUAUUGUACAAUUGCUGUUACAAAACAGGGUGGAUGUAAAUUUCACAAAUGAACAUGGCAACUCUCCACUACAUUAUGCCUGUUUUUGGGGAUACAGCGCCAUUGCUGAAGACUUGGUGAUUGCUGGAGCAUUGGUCUCAUUGGCCAAUAAGGAUGGUGACACACCACUUGAUAAGACUAAGGGUCAACUUGUUCAGAGAUUACAUGAAUUGGCAGUUAAUCAAGGCCAGGAUUUAAAGAAGAUUCAGUUCAAGGACCAAUCCUGGUUGGGACUCAAGACUAGGAGCCGGGAUGCCACCCUCUCCCGACACAAGGGAAUUAAUAUAAACGAACUAGCCUUACAUACGCGUAUUGCUGUCACUCCCUCUGGUGAAACAUGGCGUGGUCGUUGGCAAAAGAAUGAUAUAGUUGCGAAGAUAAUCGCUGUAAGGGAAUGUACGCCCCGCGUGCAGCGAGACUUCAACGAAGAAUUCCCCAAACUUAGGAUAUUUUCUCACCCAAACAUAUUGCCUGUUGUGGGAUGCUGCGUCUCUCCUCCAUCUUUGGUAGUAAUAUCUCAAUACAUGUCAUGGGGCUCACUCUAUUCUCUUCUCCACGGUGGGGCUGGGGGUCGCGUAGUAGUAGACGCAGCCGCGGCCUUGCGUCUAGCGAGAGAUGUGGCCGCCGGGCUUGCCUAUCUCCACUCCUUGCAACGCGACCGAAUUCUGCCCACUUACCAUCUUAACAGCAAGCAUGUUAUGAUCGACGAAGACCUCACGGCCCGUAUAAACAUGGCGGACUCGAAAUUCUCGUUCCAAGAGAAGGGCCGCGUGUAUGCCCUGCCUGGAUGGCCCCCGAAACCCUGCAGAAGCCCAGCGCCAAGAGGAACUGGGAAGCCGCUGACAUGUGGAGUUUCGCUGUCUUACUGUGGGAGCUGGCUACGAGAGAGAUUCCAUUCGCCGAUCUGUCCCCAAUGGAGUAUCUGCAUGAAUGAAGAUCCCGGUAAGCGACCAUCGUUCGAAAUGAUCCUGCCAAUUUUGGAGAAAAUGAAACGUUAA
Pieris macdunnoughi is the source of this 1278-nucleotide messenger RNA. Lineage: Eukaryota; Metazoa; Arthropoda; Insecta; Lepidoptera; Pieridae. The record is from the annotation of a GenBank genome assembly.